AUUGUUUUUCUUAAUAAGCCAAAUAAAUUAAAUAAAGUGGUGCUUGGGCAGUCGGUUCAGAGCCAUAUGGCUCUGGUCGGUUCAGGUCGAAUCUUUCUAUUAUCCUACGUUCACCACUAGGUGUCGAAUCUCCACGGUUACGUCAAGCAACUGUCAAAAGCUGUGUUAGGUUUCUUCUCAUCAGGCUGUUUGUGUCAGCUUACAUUUAGUUAAUAGCAGGAAUUGUUGAUAAGGAUAGAGCUCAGAUUAAUCCGUCUGUUGGUUGGUAUCUAGUAGCAAUGGCUCACAUGAAAAUAUAUGGUCUUUUAAAAUCGGAAACUUUCCACAUAGCAAAAUGUUGUGCCGAGGAUUUGCAUCGAAAAUUUCCAGACAAGUUUCAAGAACCAUUCAUUAAGCCUAUGCUGGAAUGUGAAUGGUACCAGUUUGUGGAAGAAAAGAAGAUUGAGAUUGGAGGAGACACAUGGGCAUAUACUGAUUUGGUAAUGUGUUUUGUCAAUGAAAAUUCAGUUGGUAAUCAUAAGGAAUUAUUACAAUGGGCUCAGGAUGAAUUUAAUUACGAAGAUUUUAGACCUGAAUCAUUGUACGCAGCUAUGGCACAAGAAGCAUAUACAGAUUAUUUUAUCAACAGUGAGCGUCAUUUCACAUAUAUGGAUAUCAACAUUGAUGGUGCUCGUGCCGGACAACUUUUAUUUGAGUUAAUGUCAGACAUUUGUCCAAAAACUUGUGAAAAUUUUAGGGCUUUAUGCACAGGAGAAAAGGGAGCCUUACCAAGUGGCUUAAAUUUAACAUAUGAGAAUAGUCAAAUACAUCGAAUUGUUCCGAAUGGUUGGAUUCAGGGAGGAGAUAUAUUGCAUGGAAGAGGUGAUGCUGGGGAAUGUAUAUAUGGAGGAGUUUUUGAAGAUGAGAAUUUUGCAAUACCCCACUCUAGUCGAGGAAUUCUGGGUAUGGCAAAUAAAGGAAGACAUACAAAUGCAUCUCAGUUUUAUAUAACAUUAGAGCCAACACCAUGGAUGGACUGCACUUACGUGGCUUUCGGCAAAGUUGUUGAAGGAACAGAACUGCUCAAAAGGAUAGAAAAUAUGUCAACAUUCAACGAAAGGCCGAAAGUGGAGUGCAGGAUAGCUUCUUGUGGGGAGUUUAUCCCUAUUGAUUGAAGCAUUAUCUUUUAUCCUUGUUUUUUAUUUGUAAACCUCUUCAACAAUGUGUUAGGAAAAUACGUUGGGCAUAAGUGUUAGACAAAUCAUUCCUAAAUAGACUUGGUUUAACUGAGACCCGUUCAUAACACAUUGAAAUGUAUUCAUAUGCUUUUCUAUCCACUAUUUUAUGUUAUUUUUGGCAUAUUAUACUACUGUACUAUAGUUUAUAUUUUCCCAUUAAAAUACUACAGAUACUGCA
Styela clava is the source of this 1395-nucleotide messenger RNA. RefSeq names its product putative inactive peptidyl-prolyl cis-trans isomerase-like 6. NCBI's taxonomy places the organism in Eukaryota, Metazoa, Chordata, Ascidiacea, Stolidobranchia, Styelidae. Gene Ontology annotation, biological process: protein peptidyl-prolyl isomerization. Gene Ontology annotation, molecular function: peptidyl-prolyl cis-trans isomerase activity. Gene Ontology annotation, cellular component: cytoplasm. The record is from RefSeq and is a predicted model, not a curated record.